GGUCCCCGGAACAAAUAGUCCUCGGACUGUUCUGAUUCCUGACCAUCUUCGACCGCGAUGGAGCUUGAGACUGCGCUCAAGGCGGACGCGCUGGCCGCGUUCGCUCGGUCCAUCGAGGUCGCUCUGGGCCCGGCCACCGUGUCCCGCGGCAAGGUGGUCCUUGCGGUGGAUGCGUCGCAGCUGGCCAUCUUCGAACUGCUGGCCUACGGCUCAGGCGGCAGCGAGUUCUACGAUAAACUCGGGAUCUCUCGCCUUUUGAGCGUGCAGCUUCACGCAGGCGACACGGCCCAACUGCAGCGACAAUUGGACAUCUCCAAGGACCCACAGGCCAAUCAGGAGCAGGGGAGGAAGACGCUGGACGUGGCCGUGGUGGCCCCGCCAUUACCCACCGUGGCCAAGCGUCUGGCCGAUGCGCUGCGCCCCCUGGAGCUCGUUGCCACUCGGCGCUGCGCCGUGUUGUGGCUGCCCACGGCCACGUCUGACGUGACCCUAGAGAUGGAGCGUCAGGGCGUUGCGGGAUUCAUCCGCCAGGCCAACUUGUCCCUGGGCCUGAUCCCCGUGGACCGGGGCGUCGCGGCCCUGUGCCACGACAGCGUUUUCGGAGAGCUCUAUGUGAAAGGCGACAGCCGGGCAUUGACAGACGUGGUCAAGAGUGUGCUGGCCGUGGAGAAACACACAGGACGCAGAAUCUUAGACGUAACGUGCCAUGGAUUCUUCGCUCAACGAGUCAAAAAGAUGCUGGAGCUGGCCCACAGACAACAGCAAAAGAUCAAGAUGAACCGGGCGGCCGGUGUGAAGGAAGGAGAGGCCGACGUGGCCACGGCCAUGGAUAAAUUGGUGGUGAUUGAUAGAAUGGAAGAUCCCUUAUCAAUGCUUCUGACGCCCAUGACGUAUGAAGGACUACUAGAUGCACUGGUGGGGGUCAAUCACGGCGUCGUCACGUACGAGAAGGAAGAAGAAGAAACGGAAGAAGUUCCGAGUGAUAGACCCCCCAGUAAUACUAACAGCUCGACAACGCAAAAAGUGGUGCUGAACCACCUCGACGCGCUAUUCGACGAGAUCCGCGACGUUAACUUCAACUUGGUAUCGAACCAGCUGGUCGAUGUCGCCAAGGACUUGGCCACUGAGGUUCGUGGCAGCUCGGCCGGGUCUACUGUCGGCUUGCCUAAGGACAGCCAGGCUGAGUUCCAGAAGGUCAAGGCUCUACUGGCUAAAGCCCCUCAUUUGGUCAAGAAGAAGCGCUCGCUGGCCCACCAUUUGCAACUGGUACAGCGGAUCCGUGAACUGAGUACGCAACUUGCUCUACGUGGCUGUGUGGAGACGGAAAUGACCAUCAUGAGUGCUGGUCCGCGUGCAUCGUCCGCUGCAGCUAAAGAUGUGGACAAUUUCUUGGAGGAAGCCAUCUUACGUGAACCUCCACUGAAUCUCUACGACGUCGUCAAGUUACUGUGUCUCUGCUCUCUUGUUCGUGGCGGCCUCAAACCAGACAGAUUGGCAUGGUAUCGCCAACAACUCUGUCAUACUUAUGGCCAUCAGAUCCUGCCAUUACUCGUGCAACUGGAGAAAAUGGACUUGCUGAGUGUGGAGAACCGCUUCGACUUCCCGAAGAUGCGCAAACAGCUUCUACUAAUGCGUGGCGCUCUGGAUGACGAGGACACGAGACAUCCCACCGACAUCCACUUCAUGUUCCCGUACACGGGCUAUGCUCCGAUGAGUAUCCGGUUGCUGCAAGAUUCGCUCGGUAUGAAGUAUAAGACUCUCGCUAAAGACCCGAAUUCGUCGUUGCUCAGUCUGGGAAGCAACAACUCCAGCCACCACAGUAUGUCCGAUUCUUCGUCGAGUUUGGACAAUAGCAGCGGUGGGAAGCGCAUCAAUGUGCUGGUAUAUUACGUCGGUGGCGUUACAGUCGCAGAGCUCACAGCCUUCCGCUUCCUGAACCAUAAACAGAGCGACUUCACGUUCUUCAUCGCUGCCACGUCCAUCUGUAACGGUAGUCGUCUUCUACGUGCCAUUUACUGAGUAAACGCGUAAGUUUUUGAGGCGAGAAAAAGAGUAAAUGCACUGUUCAUUUUGUCAAGAGUUUGUUAGUUUAUGCCAACACUGGGCUGAGCAGAGCAAGCGUCUUCA
This is a messenger RNA of Phytophthora nicotianae INRA-310, 2127 nucleotides long. RefSeq lists its product as hypothetical. The record is from RefSeq and is a predicted model, not a curated record. Gene Ontology annotation, cellular component: vacuole; CORVET complex. Gene Ontology annotation, biological process: vesicle-mediated transport; intracellular protein transport. Lineage: Eukaryota; Oomycota; Peronosporomycetes; Peronosporales; Peronosporaceae. The coding region runs from base 58 to 2019 and encodes 653 amino acids. The transcript has a single exon.